UGUUAACGGAAUUUCAAUACCGUUACAGGCCCGUUUGGUAGUGAAAUGAAGGAUAGAGAUCGCCGGUAGCUUUACCGCAGUCUACUUUUCCGAUCAUCUCAUUUCUCAGUUUGUUGUAGAAGAAAAGGAUGGCGAUUUUCAUUGCUUCACGUAGGUUAUCAUCUGGAUCGACAAUGUCAUCUCGCUUAAUCACUUCCUGGAGAUCGUUUUCCACGUCUUUCAGAGAAGAAAAGGACACGUUUGGGCCAAUUCUCGUCCCUUCCGAUAAGUUAUGGGGAGCUCAGACACAGAGAUCGUUACAGAAUUUUGAUAUUGGAGGCGAAAGAGAACGGAUGCCUGAGCCAAUUGUUCGUGCUUUUGGUGUUCUUAAAAAGUGUGCUGCUAAGGUGAACAUUGAGUAUGGUCUUGAUCCAGUAAUAGGAAAUGCAAUCAUGCAAGCUGCACAAGAAGUGGCAGAAGGAAGAUUAAAUGAUCAUUUCCCACUUGUUAUCUGGCAAACUGGAAGUGGAACACAGAGUAACAUGAAUGCAAAUGAGGUAAUUGCAAAUAGAGCAGCUGAAAUUCUUGGCCAUAAACGAGGUGGAAAAUCUGUUCAUCCAAAUGACCAUGUGAAUAGAUCACAGUCUUCUAAUGAUACAUUCCCAACGGUGAUGCAUAUUGCUGCUGCAACAGAAAUAAAUGACAGACUAGUACCGAAUUUGAAAACUCUACACUCUUCACUACAUUCUAAGUCUAUUGAGUUCAAAGAGAUUGUUAAAAUUGGACGUACACAUACACAAGAUGCUACUCCUUUGACUCUUGGACAAGAGUUUAGUGGCUAUGUAACACAAGUGAAAUAUGGAAUUGACCGAGUCAUGUGCACCCUACCUCGCAUGUAUCAGCUUGCACAAGGUGGAACUGCUGUGGGAACUGGAUUAAACACGAAAAAAGGGUUUGAUGUGAAGAUUGCAGCUGCAGUAGCUGAGGAAACAGGCUUACCAUUUGUCACAGCAGAGAACAAAUAUGAAGCUCUGGCUGCACACGACGCCUUUGUUGAAACUAGUGGUUCCUUAAACACAAUUGCCGCAUCCCUGUUUAAGAUUGCUAACGACAUCAGGUUCCUAGGAAGUGGUCCAAGGUGUGGCCUAGGUGAACUUAUUCUUCCCGAGAAUGAACCUGGCAGCAGUAUUAUGCCUGGGAAAGUGAAUCCUACUCAAUGUGAGGCAUUGACAAUGGUUUGUGCUCAGGUGAUGGGAAACCAUGUUGGCAUCACAGUAGGUGGAUCAAGUGGUCACUUUGAGUUGAAUGUAUUCAAGCCUAUGAUUGCUAAUGCUCUACUUCAUUCACUGAGAUUGUUAGGAGAUGCAUCUGCUUCUUUCGAGAAGAAUUGUGUGAGAGGAAUUGAAGCCAACCGAGAAAGGAUCUCAAAAUUACUUCACGAGUCACUGAUGCUUGUCACGUCUUUAAACCCUAAAAUCGGUUAUGAUAAUGCUGCUGCUGUAGCUAAGAAAGCCCACAAGGAGGGAAGCACCCUUAAGGAUGCUGCAUUGAAACUGGGAGUGCUAACCAGUGAAGAAUUCGAUAAUCUUGUUGUACCAGAGAAAAUGAUCGGUCCAUCCGAUUGAGCUUGAUCGAUGCUAGCUAGGUAUUCUUUUUAAUCUCGAUAAUGUUCAUGUUCAUGGCUGCCAUGAAUGAAACAAACUGGGGAAAUAAAGUAACAAAUAUAAUUUUUUACUUCAAUUA
Molecule: messenger RNA, 1722 nt
Organism: Impatiens glandulifera
Lineage: Eukaryota; Viridiplantae; Streptophyta; Magnoliopsida; Ericales; Balsaminaceae
Product: fumarate hydratase 1, mitochondrial
Exons: 18
Coding region: 129-1604 (491 amino acids)
Biological process (GO): fumarate metabolic process; tricarboxylic acid cycle; malate metabolic process
Cellular component (GO): tricarboxylic acid cycle heteromeric enzyme complex; mitochondrion
Molecular function (GO): fumarate hydratase activity
Source: RefSeq, a predicted model, not a curated record